Messenger RNA from Talaromyces marneffei, 981 nucleotides. RefSeq lists its product as uncharacterized. The coding region runs from base 1 to 981 and encodes 326 amino acids. The transcript has 5 exons. Gene Ontology annotation, cellular component: plasma membrane; fungal-type vacuole. Lineage: Eukaryota; Fungi; Ascomycota; Eurotiomycetes; Eurotiales; Trichocomaceae. The record is from RefSeq and is a predicted model, not a curated record.
AUGCCCUCCAGCCACGCGAGCUGCACUGAAGUCUCGGCGCAAUGCCCUGUCUCUGCUACCACACUGGGUUAUUACCCUAACCUGGGCGCAAAUGUAUUCUUCGUCGUGAUGUAUGCACUUUGCGCCAUUUUCACGCUGGGCAUUGGAUUAUGGAAAAAGACCUGGGUUUUUGGGGUGGUUGUCUUUGCUGGAUUCGCACUUGAGACUUGUGGAUACAUCGGUCGAGUCCUGAUGCACUCCAACCCCUGGUCCGACCCAGGAUUCAAGCUAGAUCUCGUCUGCAUCAUCCUCGCACCCACCCUAAUCUGCGCCGGCAUCUAUCUCACCCUCAAACACGUUGCGCGCACAGUCGGCCCUGACUUUUCCCGCAUCAAGCCCCGGCUCUACACCUGGAUCUUCAUCCCCUUCGAUGUCUUUUGUCUCUGCUUACAGGGAGUCGGCGGUGGUGUCGAUGCAGCAGCCUCCGACAAGACACCCAUCGACGUAAAGACCCUCAAGACCGGCGACGAUAUCAUUAUCGCUGGUAUUGCGCUGCAAGUCGUUAAUUUGGCCGUCUUUGGGUUAUUUUCCCUUGAUUUCUUCGUUGCAGCGAGGAAGCAUUUUAGGAAUCCGUCGGAGAAGGUUAGAAAUUCAGCGGAGGCGCAGAUCUGGUAUUCCAGAAGGUUUAGGGUUUUCUGUUCCGCGAUUGCGUGUGCGUACGCGGGCAUUCUAGUCAGAUGUAUAUAUCGCGUCGCCGAAAUGGCCGGUGGAUGGGGAAACUCAAUAAUGCGUAACGAAGUCCUCUUCUAUGUCCUCGAGGGAGCUAUGAUCCUCUACCCAGCAAUGCUCCUUUCCAUCUUCGCCCCAGGACUCUACUUUCCCGAAAUGGGAUCCAAAUCUCUUCCGGCUUCUUCAACUGCCAGCGAUUCUGAGAAUGCAGUAGCAGCCAAUGAAGAGUCCAAACCGGCGACACCUGAGGAUGGAAUGAUGGCAAAUCAUUGA